Messenger RNA from Gryllus bimaculatus (two-spotted cricket), 3193 nucleotides. The record is from the annotation of a GenBank genome assembly. NCBI's taxonomy places the organism in Eukaryota, Metazoa, Arthropoda, Insecta, Orthoptera, Gryllidae.
GAAGGAAGUGUGAGCUCGCGGACGAGGGACGUGCCGCCUUUCCUUGUUGCCUGGUCUGCAGACCUUGCAACAUGGCUGCGGCGCUCUUGUCUCUGUUCCUUCUGUUUGCAUCAGGAGUAAAUUCGCUCUCUCAACCAACACAGUCACGCGAGACUACAAUUCACUGUGGUUACCAGGCUUGCUCCACUCCAGAGAAGAAUAAGAUCAACGUUCACCUAGUGCCGCAGACUUAUGACUUCGAAUGGAACAAAGCUGGUUUCCCCUCUUUCGAAAUCACGGUCCCGAACAUCUUGAGUUUCGUGGUUGAAGCUCUCCUGCGCAAUGCAAAUAGAAGGUUCGUAUUCGCAAAUACGGCGUUCUUUUGGAAAUGGUGGAGCCUCCAAAACGCAGCCAGUCGCAAGCAAGUGCGAAAACUGGUGCAGCAGGGCCGUCUGGAGUUCAUCGGCGGCGGCUGGAGCACGAACGACGAGGCCGUCACCCACUACCAGGCCAUCAUCGACCAGAUGACCUGGGGCCUGCGGCUGCUCAACGACACCUUCGGCGAGUGCGGGCGUCCGCGCGUGGGCUGGCAGAUCGACCCCUUCGGCCACUCGCGGGAGAUGGCCGCCAUCUUUGCUCAGAUGGGCUACGACGGGCUCUUCCUCGGCCACGUUCACUACAACGACAAAAGGCAACGCCUGAACCAAAAGGAGAUGGAGAUGGUGUGGCAAGGAAGCUCCAGUCUAGGUCCAGCAGCAGAUCUUUUUACUCACAUUCUGUACACUGAAACUGAUGAACCACACGACUUCUACAUGGAUUUCUUGUGUAGUAAUUUCACCGUUAAUGAUAAUGAUAAAUAUAGUUCUUUGUACAGAAUAAAGCAAAAGGUGAAUAAUCUUCUGGAGACAAUUAACCAUCAAUCAAGGCAUUAUCUUACCAACAAUAUAUUCGUUGGAGUAAAAAUGAGCAGUAACUUCCGUUAUGAGGAUGCAGAAACAUGGUACUCAAAUCUUGAACAAGUCAUUAGGUAUGUGAAUGCUAAUCAGGAUAUUGGGAAAAAAUUUAAUAUCCUCUACUCCACACCCAAUUGCUAUUUAAAAGCGGUUAAAGAUGUGAACUUCAUUUGGACCACUUUCAAGAAUGACUUCUUUCCCUAUGCUAGUAAUGCACACAAUUUCUGGUCGGGAUACUACACGUCUUGCCCUACCCGCAAGUAUCAAGCACAUAUUGCCAAUAAUUUCUUACAAAUAUGUAAGCAGCUUUUUGUAUUAGCAGAUCUAGAACAGGAGAAUAAAGUGCUUCUCGACGCUUUUAAAGAGAUAGUAGGAGCCCUACAAAAUCACGAAGCUAUCACUGGCACUGAAAAAGAAAACAAGAUUAAAGAGUAUACUCGCCUUCUAAUGGAUGGCUUGUCAAAGGGCAGUGAUAUUACCACAAGAGCUUUUGCAAAACUGAUGCAACGCAAAAACGAGUCCAGAUACUAUGAAGUGGAAAACUGCUUGCAACUUAACAUAAGUCAAUGUCAUCCUUCUGAGCAGUCCAAACAAUUUGUAGUAACUAUCUACAAUCCUUUAGCACAAGUGAUAUCACCUUAUGUACGUUUUCCGGUCACAAAAUCUGGAUAUACAGUUCAAGAUGACAAAGGAAAUUAUCUUCUAAAUCAAUUAGUUCCAAUUCCUGAUAUUGUUAAAAGAAUACGAGGUAGAAAUAGUUCUGCAACACAUGAACUUGUGUUUAGAGCUGAAAAUUUGAAUCCUCUAAGCUUCAAUUCCUACUUUGUGUCUAAAAUAAAAUUGGAAAAACUGAAGAAAAUUAGAAUUCCAAAUUCAUCAAUCAUCCCAAACAAUAAGAUCAAGGUUAUUGAAACUAACACAGGAAAUGUGCUCUUGUCACUACUCACACAUGGUGCCGUGGUUCGUCUAACGCUCUCUUACUCUUUCUAUGAAUCGAUACAGGACGAAUAUGGUUCCUCAGAUGCUUAUGUCAUGCGAGCAGGCCAAAAACGUAACUUGAUUAAUUUUAAACCUUACAAUAAAGAUUUUGAAGGUCCAUUAGUGCAUGAGUUUCAUGGCCAGUACAAUUGGAUCAAUCACGUGGUGCGAAGAUAUGCAGGAGAAGAACAUGUUGAAGUUGAAUGGCUCGUUGGUCCCAUCCCAAUCAGAGAUCGCUUUGGCAAAGAAGUGAUUGUGAGAUACACUUCACAUCUUUCAUCUCAAGGAAUAUUUUUCACAGACUCUAAUGGUCGAGAAUUAAUUAAAAGAAUUCGAAAAGUUUCUCCCUAUGCUUCGAAAAGUAACAAAACUGUGGCACAAAAUUAUUAUCCUGUUAUUACUCAAAUUCUGUUGCGAGAUUACAAGGAGAUGAAAGAAUUGUGUAUUUUGGUUGAUCGUGCACAAGGAGGAUCGUCACUUCAGGAUGGGGAAAUAGAGUUAAUGCUGCACCGGCGAGUACUCUAUGAUGAUGGCAUUCGGAUGGACGAAGAGCUCAAUGAAACAUCUUUUCGAAAAGGGCAUAUUGUUCGCGGAAAGCACUUCAUAAUAGGAGGUCUCAUAGGGCAUGAGUUAUCUUCAUAUGAGAGGAAAUUAGCGCAAGAAAAGUAUAAUCCUCCUUGGAUGUUCUUCACUCGAGCUGAUGGCGAAACAUUUACAUCUUGGUCUGAAGAAUUUAAAAUGAAGUUUGAGGGAGUCAAGAAAUCAUUACCUAACAAUGUACACAUUCUCACUUUGGAACCCUGGAAAGAGAAGUCUCUUCUUUUGCGCCUCGAACAUAUUCUGGAAAUAGGAGAGGAUUUGUUUGUUCCUUUUGACAUAAUAUCAGUACGUGAAACUACAUUGGGUGCUAACCAAUGGAAGGAAGAUUCAGUCAGACUUCAAUGGAAUGCAGAGGCAGAGAAUACUACAAUGGGAGAAACUGAUCCUCAAACAUCUUGCAAAUUCACUAAAAGUCAUUUUAGCGUUGAAUUGAAACCAAUGCAAAUUUGUACUUUUGUCAUUGAAGUGAAACACACUGAAAAGGAAGUUAUAGUUCAACUUGAAUAAAUUUGCGCUCUCUCUCUCUCACACACACAAUUUUCCUCAAAUAAUCGCCUUCUCAGCCUAUUCGAAUCUCCUUUUCAAUAUUUCUUAUUAUCUAUUUCUCUCUCUCUCUCCCUCCGUCUCUCUCGCUCCCUCCCUCCCUCUCUCUGUCUCUCUCUCUCUCUCUCUCUCUCUCUCUC